This is a messenger RNA of Phoenix dactylifera (date palm), 1001 nucleotides long. RefSeq names its product large ribosomal subunit protein uL6-like. Gene Ontology annotation, cellular component: cytosolic large ribosomal subunit; ribosome. The record is from RefSeq and is a predicted model, not a curated record. NCBI's taxonomy places the organism in Eukaryota, Viridiplantae, Streptophyta, Magnoliopsida, Arecales, Arecaceae. Gene Ontology annotation, molecular function: rRNA binding; structural constituent of ribosome. Gene Ontology annotation, biological process: cytoplasmic translation.
UAGGGCUUCUGCCCUCCCCCUUUCCCCUCAUCAGUUGGAGCACGCAGGGUCGGCGGAGGCGGCGGAAGGAAGGGGAGAGAGAGAGAGAGAGAGAGAGAUGAAGACGAUACUGUCGACGGAUACGAUGGAGAUCCCGGAGGGGGUGACGGUCCGGGUGAAGGCGAAGGUGAUCGAGGUGGAGGGCCCCCGGGGGAAGCUGGCCCGCAACUUCAAGCACCUCAACCUCGACUUCCAGCUCAUCGAGGGGGGGCGCCAGCUAAAGGUCGACGCCUGGUUCGGCUCCCGCAAGACCACGGCCUCGAUCCGCACCGCCAUCAGCCACGUCCAGAACCUCAUCACCGGCGUGACAAAGGGCUUCCGUUACAAAAUGCGCUUUGUCUACGCCCACUUCCCCAUCAACGCCUCUAUCACCAACAACAGCUCCUCCAUCGAGAUCCGCAACUUCCUCGGCGAGAAAAAGGUGCGGAAGGUGGAUAUGCUUGAGGGGGUGUCAAUAGUGCGGUCUGAGAAGGUCAAGGAUGAGCUCGUCCUUGAUGGGAAUGAUGUUGAACUUGUUUCUCGCUCUGCUGCCCUGAUCAACCAGAAAUGCCAUGUGAAGAACAAAGACAUCAGGAAGUUCUUGGAUGGUAUCUAUGUUAGUGAGAAGGGAACAGUUGAGGAAUAGCAAAUGAUUACGAAGAUGGUUAGAGUCUCCCUGAAGAUUUCUUGUGGAGGAGUCUCUGGCUAGACGAUUUUCUCUUAUCUUCAACUUAAUGUCUGCAGAGGGUAGGAAAUGGAGGCGGAGGUUUAAGAUAUCUAUUUUAUCUUGUGAUUGAUAUCAAUUACUGUUUCUAUCUUAUGAUGUUGGAAGUUAGCAACUCUGGUUAGUCUUCAAGUUCAAGAUAAUUAGCUGUGGAGACCUUUUUUUCUCUUUUCUUUUCUUUUUACUUGAUCAUGAUGAAAGUAGAUAAUCUUGGCAUGUGUUUGAACUAUGAAAGCUAGUUUAUUUUGCUUGUUUUCAA